AUGGUUGGCUGUAGAGAUUAUGUUGUGACCAAAUGUGAAUUGCAGUUGGUACUCAAAACUCACUCCUCUUUGGCUAUGGAGGCACUGUUUCAGGGUUCAUGUCUUGCUCCUUCUUAUCCUCUACUCGAGCUUCCAAAAUCCACCACCAUGUUAACCAACUGCGUCAAGUUCAAUCUCAGUCACAACCCAUGCUUCAUCUUCGCAAAUUCUUCACGGCCAUUUUCUGCUCAGAGUAAGCCCAGAAAACCAUUUUCAGUCAUCGUGAAUGCCCAGAAGAAGGACAAGAAAGAAGAUCACCAUAGCUUCGUAUCCAAACCUGAUGAGUCUGCUGGUUUCUUCCCUGAAGCUGUGCUUCUUAAAAAGAAAAUAGUUGAGGAAGAUGGUGAGUUUCUCCCGGAGUUCGAAGAUGCUGAAGAAAGAAAACUAUUUGAAUCGUUGAUGCUUGAAAUGGACAGUGAUCUGAACGUUGAAUUAUUGCGCCACUACGAGAUUGUUUACUUGAUUCAUGAGAAGCAUGAAGAAGAGGUUGCAGCAGUCAAUGAGAAAAUUCAAGACUUUUUGAGGGAGAAGAAAGGCACGGUGUGGAGAUUCAGUGAUUGGGGUAUGAGAACGCUGGCUUAUAAGAUAAAGAAAGCUAAUAAGGCUCACUACAUUUUGAUGAACAUUGAGAUGGAUGCUAAAUACAUCAACGAGUUCAAGACUUUGUUGGACCAAGAUGAAAGAGUUAUUCGGCAUCUCGUGGUAAAGAGGGAUGAGGCAAUCACUGAAGAUUGCCCUCCUCCACCCGAGUUUCAUACUCUGGGUGCAAGUGUGGACGAUGACGACGACGAAGAACUUGAUGAAGAUUAUGAUGAUGAUUGGGAUGGUGAAGAGGAUGCGGAUGGUGAAGAUGGCGAUGCUGAAUUUAUCGUCAUAGACGAUGACCAAGAUGAUGUGGAUUCUGGAAAUGAAACAUUGGCAAACGUUAGACAGCCAGAAAUGAAGAAUUCGAGGACAUAGAAUGUAGGUAGGGAGGAUUUAUCUUUUACCCCAGAAAAUUUUGUUCCUCUAGUUCCACAGGAAUGCUGAGUAGUUCUGAAAAUAUAUGAAGAUCUAAGUAAUUACAGUUCGCAGUGUGUAAUUCAUAAAAGUGCUAUUAAGUUGAGCAGUUUUACCAACAAUCAAAA
Messenger RNA from Lotus japonicus, 1166 nucleotides. Its product is annotated as protein REGULATOR OF FATTY ACID COMPOSITION 3, chloroplastic. Gene Ontology annotation, biological process: translation. Bases 1 to 999 code for a protein of 332 amino acids. NCBI's taxonomy places the organism in Eukaryota, Viridiplantae, Streptophyta, Magnoliopsida, Fabales, Fabaceae. The transcript has 6 exons. Gene Ontology annotation, cellular component: cytosolic small ribosomal subunit; ribosome. Gene Ontology annotation, molecular function: small ribosomal subunit rRNA binding; structural constituent of ribosome. The record is from RefSeq and is a predicted model, not a curated record.